AUGGUUACUCCCUUGAACGACGACGAAAUCAAGACCUUUGUUGACGACCUAGACCACAACAACGACGGCCAGAUCGACUAUUCCGAAGUGGAAGCAAAGCUCGACGCCGCCUACGAUGAGCUCCAGCCGGACGAGAACGACAUUGAAGCUCGACACGACCGCCAUGCAUUCCUCCGCUCCAUCAUUGGCUCUGAUGCACAGCGCAUCCCACGCGACCAGUUCGUGCAGCGGGUGAAGGAAUGGCAGGUCCCCUCUCUGGAGCAGGAGAAGGACGAGGAGCGACUGCAGGACGAGUACAUCAAGAAAAUGGGUAUCGGCAGACGAUUGCGCAGCUACUGGGCCGUUCACGGACCAUCGAUUCUCUUUCUCUGCAUCGUCGUGGGCAUGAUGCUUGCAUUCGGCAUCUGGCAGCUCGUCAAGUACCUCGGCCCAGCGUACAGCGGCGCGCUCGGGUGGGGCGUUGUUGUUGCCAAGACCUGCGCUGGUGUGCUGUACCCAACCCUGUUCUUCCUACUGCUGUCCAUGUCACGUAUCUUCUCGACAGCUAUGCGCAGCUCGUACCACCUUUCGCGCUUCAUCAACUGGGACCUCUCGCAGGCGUUCCACAUCUACAUGGCCAUCUUUGCAACCUUCCUCGGCACGUUGCACGGGAUCGCGCACCUGACCGGCGACUUCAUCUGGAUCGCGAACGCGUAUCGCCCGCAACAGCUCGAGAGCCUCCUCGGCCCCAAGCCCUGGACGUACCGCGACUUGAUAAGGUCGCGGCCAGGCAUCACUGGCAUCAUCGCCCUGUUCUGCUUCUACUUUAUCGGGCUGACCUCGACCCCGUGGCUGAGGCGCAAGAACUAUGAGAUCUUCCAGCUCGGCCACCUGCUCAUGUACGUCAUCAUCGGCUGUCUCAUGGCACACGGCACGGCGGCGCUGCUGCAGUGGCCGAUGCUAGGGUACUUUCUGGCUUUCCCGACGCUGCUUGUGCUCAUCGAGCGCGUGCAUCGUCUCGCGGCCGGAUUCCACUCGAUUCAGGCGCAAAUCCGGACGCUCGACUCGGAGACUGUCGAGAUCAAGGCCACGAUUCUGCCCGCCCGCAUCUUCAAGCAUCGCUACUGCGCCGGGCAGUAUGUGUUCCUGCAGGUCCCGGAGCUCAGCUUCUUCCAAUGGCACCCGUUCACGGUCAGCGCCUGCUCGGGCAACAGCAUCCAGCUGAACAUCAAGACGGACGGGAAUUGGACGAAACGUCUGCGCUCUCUCGCUGAGCAGGGCGAGAUCAGAAUCGGUAUCGAUGGGCCUUACGGCGCGCCGGCGCAGCGGUUCUACGACUUCUCGCAUACGAUCCUUGUCGGGUCCGGAAUCGGCUUCACACCGUUCUCGGGAAUCCUGGCCGACCUUCAGGCUCGCGAGGAUAAACGGCACGGCGGACCGGACGACAAUAUCGAGAAGGUUACUAGCUCUCGGCGAUCAAGUGACAAGAGCCGGUCGCGCUCCAGCCUCUUCCUGACGCGCACCUUCUCGAACAAGUCGAGCAAGUCGGACCGCGCACGGAACCCGACCCCGCCCGAGUUUCCGGACGACUACCGCCGCGUCGACCUGCACUGGGUCGUACGCUCCCGAAACCACCUCGGCUGGUUCACGGACUUGCUGAACUCGGUCUGCAGGAGCCAGGACUGGCAUGAGGAACACGACGGUCUCGCCCACCCGCACCUCGAUAUUCGCAUGCACACGCACGUUACGCAGAAGCGCGAUCUCGUGCCGCACGUGUACCGCUACCUGCUCGAGAAGCACCGUACGAAGGAGAACCCCAAGUCGCCCCUGACAGGCCUGACGAACGAGACGCUGUUUGGCCGGCCCGACUUUGAGGCCAUCCUCGACCAGCAUUACGAGGAUAUGCGCCGGUAUCGCGCGCAGCUGGACGAGGACUGCGACGACCGCGUCAAGGUCGGCGUCUUCUUCUGCGGCGCGCCCAAGGUUGGCGAGAUUCUCGCUGAUCGGUGCCGGCUGCUGACUGCGCGUGGGAGAGAGGACGGGUCCCGCAUCGAGUACUACUUCAUGAUGGAGGUGUUUGGGUGA
Molecule: messenger RNA, 2064 nt
Organism: Trichosporon asahii var. asahii CBS 2479
Lineage: Eukaryota; Fungi; Basidiomycota; Tremellomycetes; Trichosporonales; Trichosporonaceae
Exons: 1
Coding region: 1-2064 (687 amino acids)
Biological process (GO): superoxide anion generation; defense response
Cellular component (GO): NADPH oxidase complex; plasma membrane
Molecular function (GO): superoxide-generating NAD(P)H oxidase activity; calcium ion binding
Source: RefSeq, a predicted model, not a curated record